Molecule: messenger RNA, 1616 nt
Organism: Brachypodium distachyon (stiff brome)
Lineage: Eukaryota; Viridiplantae; Streptophyta; Magnoliopsida; Poales; Poaceae
Product: BTB/POZ and TAZ domain-containing protein 1
Exons: 3
Coding region: 354-1367 (337 amino acids)
Cellular component (GO): nucleus
Molecular function (GO): protein binding
Source: RefSeq, a predicted model, not a curated record
UGUUGCCUGUUGGCACUUGGUACCCCGUAAUAACCAACGCAAUCGAGCUAAUCCUCUGCCGUCAGCUCCAGCCCGCGUCUAGCUGUGUCCUGUGCGCACUGUGCACACAUAUCGUCGGCUUCCUUUCUCCACGACAUUAUAUAGCUGUCGCUGCGCUCGAGACUUCUUCCCAGUAUUGUAUUCCUCCCGUUCCCCUUCCAGAACGAUCCAUCUGCCCCGUCUCUUGGAUUUCCCAAGUUCUUUGUUCUUUGCUAGACAUCCAGCUCGCCCUGUUGAUCAAGACAAUUCGGGGACUUGAAGCAACCCGGGGACUUGAAGAGGGGCCUGACUAGUUGCAGUUUCGAAGGGGAUCGAUGACGUUCUGCGCCGAUUUCGAUGCGCGGCGGGCGUCGCCGGCGGACCUGCGAGUGGUCACCUCGGACGGGCAGAGCAUCGCCGCUCAUUCCUACGUUCUUGCCACGGCGUCGCCGGUGCUGGAGCGGAUGAUCGACAGGGCGCGGCGCGGGUGGGGCGCGGCCGAGUGCACGAUCCGCGUCCUCGGCGUGCCCACCGACGCCGUCCGCGCGUUCCUCCAUUUCCUCUACUCCUCCAAGGUCGCGCCGGGCGAGGAAGAUCUAGUGGGCGCACACGGGGCGCAGCUGCUCGCCCUGGCGCACGCGUACCGCGUCGGCUGGCUGAAGCGGGCGGCCGAGGCGUCCGUGUCGGCGCGGCUCGCCCCAGAGCGCGCCGUGGACAUGCUGAAGCUCGCCGGGCUCUGCGACGCGCCACGGCUGUACCUGCGGUGCGCGCGUCUCGCGGCCAAGGACUUCGCGGCAGUCGAGCAGUCCGACGGCUGGCGCUUCGCGCGCCGCCACGACGCCGCGCUCGAGCUCCAGCUGCUCCAGCUGCUCGAGGACGCCGACCAGCGGAGGGAGCGGUGGGCAAGGGAGAAGGCAGCGCAGGAGGCGUGCCGGCAGCUCGGCGAGGCCAUGGCGUCGCUCGAGCACGUCUUCUUCGGGGACGGCGCCGGCGCCGGCACGUGCGCGGGGGCGGAAUGCACGUGCCAGGGCCUGCGGCUGCUGAUGCGGCACUUCGCGACGUGCGCGAAGAAGAUCGCCCCGGGCGGUUGCGCGCGCUGCAAGCGCAUGCUGCAGCUCUUCCGCCUCCACGCCUCCGUCUGCGGCCGGACCGACCAGACAUGCCGUGUGCCGCUGUGCAGCCAUUUCAAGGCGAAGGCGCAGACGGAGAAAACGGACAAGACAUGGCGGCUCCUGGUGAAGAAGGUGACGAGGGCGAAGGCGAUGUCUUGCUUGACCAAUAGGAAGGUGCCGGAGGUUGUGGCCAUGUCAUGGGCGAGGUACAACAGCAGAGUGGCCAAGUUGAGAUGAGAAGAAAGUCGUACAUGGCCAUUUCCAACUUGGCAUGCUUUGGUUUUGCAGUAAAUCGUCAAGAACCAGCAAAACAUCAUGCCAUUUUGGCAUUGGUCUUGUGGGCCAAGCUUAGCCUGGAGGUGAGAAUUAAGCUGUACAUUAGUAUUAUGCAGUUAGUGUUAUAGGUGUGUUCGAUCUCCCGGUUAAGGUGUAAUACCGCGCCUUCACAGAAACAUUUUAUUGAGUAGGAUGGUGAUAUUUGAAUGA